UCAGGGCGGGCACGAGGAGGGGGCGGGGCUUGCGGCCGGGCCCGCCCCCUCAGCUCCGGACCGGCCGUUGAGCUCGGCGUGGGCGGGAUCCGAGCUUCUCUCCGGGCGCUGGGAGCGGGGCGGACGGGGAGCCUUCAGGAUGGCGGCAGAAGUGGAACUCAACCAUGUCCAGUCAGCAUCUGAAAUGGCAGAGGGAGAGGAUGACGCACACAUUUUUCAACCCACGAUGUUCCUGGAGCCUCAAGAGACGAGCAUUGAUAUGAAGGCACUUCUGGUCAAGAAAGUGAAGAAAACUUGCAGCUGCACCCCAACCAAAGUUAAAGAACUGAUUUUCAGUUUUCUCCCUGUCUUGCAGUGGCUCCCCAAAUAUAAACUGAGAGAGUACCUCCUGGGAGAUAUAAUGUCUGGUGUGAUAGUGGGCAUCCUGCUGGUCCCACAGUCCAUUGCCUAUUCCCUGUUGGCCGGCCAGGAACCUAUAUAUGGUCUUUACACAUCCUUUUUUGCCAGCAUUAUUUAUUUCCUAUUUGGUACCUCUCGUCAUAUAUCAGUUGGCAUUUUUGGUGUGCUUUGCCUUAUGGUGGGACAGGUGGUGGAUCGUGAGGUACAGAGAGCUGGGUAUGACAUAGAGCCCAGUGUUCAUAGUGGCCUUCAGAGAGAUAUGGGCAUUUAUGUAAAUACCACCAAUUUGGCUGUGAACCAGUCAUCACAACCGCUGUUAUGUGAUAGAAGUUGCUAUGCAAUUACUGUGGGAGCCACAGUGACCUUCAUAGCUGGAGUUUAUCAGGUUGCUAUGGGCUUCUUUCAGGUGGGCUUUGUCUCAGUGUACCUUUCUGAUUCCUUACUCGGUGGAUUUGUCACAGGUGCCUCCUUUACUAUCCUAACAUCCCAAGUGAAGUAUCUCCUAGGCCUGGACAUUCCACGCAGCAAUGGCAUUGGCUCCCUCAUAACCACUUGGAUAAACAUCUUCAGAAACAUCCACAAGACCAACAUCUGCGACCUCAUCACCAGCUUCUUGUGUCUCCUUGUCCUCAUCCCAACCAAAGAGCUGAAUGAACACUUUAAAUCCAGGCUCAAGGCCCCCAUACCCAUUGAACUGGUCGUGGUUGUGGCAGCUACGCUGGCAUCUCAUUUUGGGAGGCUGAAGGAGAAUUAUGGCUCCAGUGUUUCUGGACACAUUCCAACUGGGUUCCUGCCACCCCAGCCACCGAAAUGGGAUCUGAUUUCUAGUGUAGCGAUGGAUGCUGUUGCCAUAGCCAUUAUUGGCUUUGCUAUCACUGUGUCCCUCUCAGAGAUGUUCGCCAAGAAGCAUGGUUACACAGUUAAGGCCAAUCAGGAAAUGUACGCCAUUGGCUUUUGCAACAUUAUUCCCUCUUUCUUCCAUUGCUUCACAACUAGUGCAGCUCUUGCCAAGACUCUUGUCAAAGAGUCAACGGGCUGCAGAACUCAGAUCUCUGGGGUGGUGACCGCAUUGGUCAUCCUAUUAGUUCUACUUUUGAUUGCACCUCUCUUCUACUCUCUUCAGAAAUGUGUCCUAGGGGUCAUAACCAUUGUGAACCUCAGAGGAGCCCUGCGGAAGUUCAGGGAUCUGCCCCAAAUGUGGCAUCUGAGCAAAGUGGACACAGUGAUCUGGUUAGUCACGAUGGUUGCUUCAGCACUGUUAAGUACUGAAAUUGGCCUGCUGCUUGGUGUCUGCUUCUCAAUGCUGUGCGUCAUUGUGAGGACUCAGAGACCAGAGGCACCAUUGCUUGGCUGGGUGGUAGAGACUGAAAUGUAUGAAUCCCUGUCUGCCUACAAAAACCUGAAGACUAAGCCAGGCAUUGUGGUUUUCCGUUUCGAAGCACCUCUCUACUAUAUCAACAAAGAAUGCUUUAAAUCCACGCUGUAUAAGCGGACUGGAGUCAACCCAGCCGAGGUGAAGGCAGCCAAGAAAAAGGCAGCAAAGCGAAUGCUUAAAGAGAAAAUGGUGAAUUCUGGUGGCAGCCAGGUGGACGUUGCAGUGCAGCUUGUCACUGAGCCAUUGGUGUUUCACACCCUAGUGAUUGACUGCUGCGCAAUACAGUUCUUGGACACAGCCGGGAUUCACACGCUUAAAGAGAUCUGCAAAGAUUAUGGGGAGAUAGGCAUCCAAGUGCUGCUGGCUCAGUGCAAUGUCUCUGUGAGGAGUUCCCUGCACCAGGGAGAAUACUUUAAAAAAGAGGAACAGAACCUCCUCUUCCACAGUGUGCACCAGGCUGUCGACUUUGCAUUGGGUGCACAUAAGCAAAAUGGGUGCUGGAAAAGCAACAACUGUGUGUAGGAUCAGGGGGGAAAAUUGUGGAUGUAUAUGUAAUGUGAAUGCACUCACACAGGUAAAAUGCACGAAAGUACAUGGGUAUUGUUCAAAAACUGUAGUGUAGAGCAUAUAGUGUGCUUUAAUCUUGCUCUACUGGAUAGGGUGAUUAGGUAAGUAGUGCUGAAUAUAGGUAUCCUCAGUGUGAUCAUGAUUAACUUGUUAAACCAAUGUUUUUCAUGAUCCUCCCGUGUAUUCCCUGUUGGGCUCAUCAUAUCCUAGUAAUAACCCAGCAUUUAGAUCUGCACCCCUGAUGCCCUUAUUACUGACACCAUCCUUCUGGAUUGAACUUCCUUUGACAGCUGUCAGUACUUCCCCUUAGUGAAUAGCUUGAGGCAACUACACUUUUCCUCCUCAAUUCCAGGAGCAUGCUGCCUCCAUAUCACUCAGUCCUUGUGCUGGCCAAGGAAUGAGUGAGCGGGAACAGAUACCCAGGUCUGUUGGGUUGUUCUCUGACAUGACAAUGGAGAGAGUUUUCUGCUGGAUGAGGACCUGGGCCUGACUUUCAUAAAGAGUUCCCUUUUCUCAGAGUGAAAUUGUAAGUGACAAGAAGAUUCCUUGAUGUGUGAGACUUGUGCAUGUUACAUACGCAGCAGGUCAGGCACUGAAAGAACUUCAGGAAUUGGAGUGAUUUGAAAUCAAGGCAACAAGUCUCAGAGCCCAAGUCUGCAGAUUUGGGCUUACACUAUGGGGCUAAAACCAGCAGUAUAGAUGUUCGAGUUCGGGCUGGAGCUCAGGCUCUGGAAUCCCCUUGCCUCGGGUUUCAGAGCCCAAGCUCCAGCCUGAGCUGGAAUGUCUAUAUAGCUAUUUUUAGUGUUUUAGCACAAACCCAAGUCUAUAGACUCAGGCUCUGAGACUUGCUGCCUUGAUUUGUUUGAGUUCAGGCUGAGUGCAUGACCCUGAGGGUGUGAGUUUUCAUCCCUAAGGGGAAAGCAUUACAGUUUAUCUCACUGUCACAUUCUGUUGCUGUUAUCAGAGGGAUCUGCAGAGCAGGUACUGUGUAGGUUCAGGAGGACUUGUGGCACCUUAGAGACUAACAAAUGUAUUUGAGCAUAAGCUUUCGUGAGCUACAGCUCACUUCAUCGGAUGCAUUCAGUGGAAAAUACUCCCUUUCUUUUUGCGAAUACAGACUAACACGGCUGCUACUCUGAAACCUGUAGGUUCAUACGCCUUUGAUUACACCUCUGAUUGCACAGAGUUUAAAGAAAAGGAGGACUUGUGGCACCUUAGAGACUAACAAAUUUAUUUGAGCAUAAGUUUUCGUGAGCUACAGCUUGCAUGGGUUGGGUAUAUAUUAUACAGGCAGUUCAGAAUGAAAUGUUUUAAUAAGUAACUCCUCAUAACCACUUCUAACCAAAGAUGCCUUGCCACCUAAUCUCUGACCUUGCCACCUAUUAUUCUUAUCUAGUAGAUAAGGAUUGGAGCAAUGGUUUUCUUAUUUAUACACAUGGUUGUAUAUUUGUCGGGAAAGUUUGUCUUUUUAUGUUGAGUUCCUUUGGACAAUCCUGACAGAUUUUUAUUUAAAGAUUUGUAGAGCACAGUACCAGGAAUGGAUUAUAGAUUGGAAGCUGUAAGGCAGGCUAAGUGUAGCCCGACUCAUGCUUGUAUUUAAUUAUUUGCUUAUAUUCAGUUAUUUGCCUAGCAUUUAAGAGCAAUAGCAUGCUAUACUACAGAAUCGUAGGAAUUAGACCUAAUCUAUUAUUUUUAGUAAAGGACUGUCCCUUGCAGUCAAUAUUGUGUGUCAUACAGAUUGAAUCAUAUAUGUUAGAAAUUGAAAAGCUGGGCGAGGUAAUAUCUUUUAUUGACCCAACUUCUAUUGGUGAGAGACAAGCCACCCCAGUUUUUCUUUACCUUGUCUCUAAUAGCCUGGGACCAACGUAGCUACCACAAUAUUGGAAGCAGAAAUGAAGAAGGCCUUUUUAAUUAUCCGUCCGAUCCCUAAUUUUGCAACUUUAAUGAAAACUUCAUGUACUGUUCAGUAGAAACAAGUAACUUGUCCUUCACACAUGCAAAGUAACUGUCUUUAUGUAACGGGAAGGAUUAAUACAAAAGAAAUGGAAACCAGUUAACAGAUCUUCAGCUGAGUUCUAUUUACACAUAGGAUCGCCAACUCUAGACAUUCAAAAAUUGAGUGUCACUCCUUUUAAAAAAAAAAAUCAUGACAUUGGCUUAAAAAUUAGGAGGUUAAAUAAAAAUACAUUUUGUCUUCUGGUUUCUGAGCCUCUAGGGUGUACUUGGACCAUAUUUUCAAACUUUUCUCUGCAACCAUGAGGGGUUGAAACUUUUUUUUUAACAUGAAAAUGAGACGAUCGUGUAAUCACUUGACUCUAAGAGCAGGAGCUUUAAGAAAACACCAAAUAUCACAAGACUUGUGAUAGACUCACAAAACUUGGCAAUGCUGGAACUCAGAAUCCUCAAAUCUUCUGCAGUAGCAUACAGGCAUUUUGACAAGGUGUGAUCAGAUGAGGAUUUUUCAGGUUCCUGAGUUAAGAGCUUUAUAAACUGUUUAAAUUUAAAAAAAAAAAAAAAUUCAGAGAAAUGUACUUGAUUGACCAGAACAUAAAAUGCUAUAGGUAAAUUCAGGAAUACAUGAAACAUUAGAUUAUAAUUAUUUUAUAAUGCUAAGAGUACAAAAAUGCAUUCCAAAAUAAACUAUACUAAACAAAUUCCUUUUUUCAGAGGAUUUAAGUAGAAUACAAUUUAUGAUCUUUCCACAAAGUUUACAAUCCUGCACAGCUUUGAGAGAGGGAAAUACAACCACAAUUAAUCUGUUCUAAAGACUUGAGCUUGUGGCUGUUUAGAUAAGAAAUUGCAAUUGACCAGAUUCUGCUGUCCCACCGUAGUUUCCAUGGCCAUGCUCUCCUCAAGUCAGUUUUUCAUGAAGCUCCAGGCAAAACUUCCCUGGCAGUAUAAAGCAUCAAUUUUGCAACAAGAAACAGUAGGUCUUGUCUGAACAUCAGUAGGAAAAUGUUAAGCCUCCAGAGCGCUUAGUACCUAAGCAUGCUUCUAUAGCUCACAACAUUUAGGCUAAUGUCAAGAGACAACAAUUUUAUCGUAUGCACAAUGACACUUGAAGACUUGAGACUGACAGGACUAUGUUUAAGUGUAAAAGCCUGUACACUCCAGCAGGGGGCUCUGCAUGUUCACAUAUUCUAGGAAGAAAAAGCCAGCAUAUAUUGAGAAAUGUAGAAGUUAAGCACUAGAGGAAGAACUAAGCAUGAGAGUAAAUGAAAUGAAUGAACCCAAUAUCAGCCAACUCAGAGGCUUGGCUGAAUUGCUUUCAAUAUGAUUGUUCACAGGACCAUAAAGUGUGACUGGAACAUUGAUUUUAUUCCCGCCCUCCCCCAUUAAACUGUUAAACAUUAAACUGUUUAGUUUUAAAUACUGAUUAGUAACAUAUUUCAGGAGAACAGACUGAUGUUGGAGAAACAUUGUCUUUUGCUAUACUUUCACUUCCUAGUAAGUGUG
This is a messenger RNA of Dermochelys coriacea (leatherback sea turtle), 5797 nucleotides long. It is a transcript of the gene SLC26A2, whose product is annotated as solute carrier family 26 member 2. The transcript is spliced from 3 exons. The record is from RefSeq and is a predicted model, not a curated record. Lineage: Eukaryota; Metazoa; Chordata; Testudines; Dermochelyidae. Gene Ontology annotation, biological process: transmembrane transport. The coding region runs from base 140 to 2296 and encodes 718 amino acids. Gene Ontology annotation, cellular component: membrane. Gene Ontology annotation, molecular function: bicarbonate transmembrane transporter activity; oxalate transmembrane transporter activity; secondary active sulfate transmembrane transporter activity.